GCGCUUCGCGCAAAUUUGACCUUAAUAACAUGAGUUGGCGCGCUUUCAUCAAGCCCAUAUUUGUUGUUUGCUAUUCUCUACUUAUAUGUAUUACACUUCCUUUUCUGAUUCUAAAGCUGUACGAAAAAUCGGCUCCGGCAAUAGUCAGCGCGUGGUUCGUCGCCGGGCUUUUUGUUCUAGGUGCAAUACCUAUAUCACUAUGGACCAUAAUUGAGCACAUGAUCAAUUACACCAAUCCACUUCUUCAAAGACAUAUUAUCAGGUUUGUCUGAUUCUUGACGAGUUUCACUUCAGAAUCUUGUGGAUGGUUCCGAUUUAUGCUGCUGAUGCGUGGUUGGCACUGAUUUUCCCUUCAUUUGCAAUUUACUUUGACACGUUAAGAGAAUGCUAUGAAGCUUAUGUCAUUUACAACUUUCUUGCGUUUUUGCUUAAUUAUUUGAGGAGCGAGUUUCCUGACUUACGAUGCGUUAUUGAACAGAAGCCACAAAUGAAACACUUGCCGCCGUUUUGUUUCUUAAGCUCUUGGAGAAUGGGAAGAGUAUUCAUUGACCACUGUCGUCACGGGGCCUUGCAGUAUACCGUUAUUCGUCCACUAACAACUGCUAUUGCACUAAUAUGUGAAAUGGUUGGCGUUUAUGGUGAAGGAGACUUCAACUUUCGCCACGCGUUCCUUUACUUGACUAUUAUAAACAAUGUUUCUCAAAUUUGGGCACUCUAUUGUUUAGUAAUGUUCUAUCGGUGUACUCGAUUAGAAUUAAGUCCAAUGAAACCGGUCGCCAAAUUUCUAUGCGUCAAAUUCGUUGUUUUCAUGUCUUUCUGGCAGUCCAUUUUAAUCGCAGUACUUGCUGCUACUGGUGUUAUCAGAAAGGUGGAAGCCUGGAAACUAUAUGAUGUUCAGUCUAUUGGUAUCGCACUACAAAAUUUCGCUAUAUGUAUCGAGAUGUUCAUUGCCGCAAUAGCCCAUCACUUCUCUUUCACUUGGACGCCAUAUGUCGAUCCUAAUUCGGAACCAACGAGUUGCUGUUACUCAUGGCGGUCUAUGUGGGAUGUGUCUGAUAUGCGUCGAGAUGUUGUAGAACAUGUCAGACACAUCGGUCAUAGUGUAAGACAUUUUAAUUUCUCCUCCGACCGUCAACUUUCAAGCCGUCACAGUCUUUCAGGAACUUAUCACCGAGUUGUAUCUCUUGACGCUGAUGAAGUCGAUUGUAAUAGUAUUGCAUACUGUGACAACGAAAUCAACCCUCUUCUUCCAAAUCAGGAUUCCAGUUCUGAAGUAGGAAUUGGGUCUGAAUUACUUCGUGUUAGGAAUUCCGGGGAUAAUAUUCAAACUGAAAAGAUAGUCUAACUCUAACGCUGAAAUUAUUCUCUACUAACUUGUAACAAUCCAUAUAAUGCUAUAUAUUUUAAAUAUUAUUUUCUUUUAACCCUCACAUUUAUCUGAUAUUUUCAUCUUAUCAUGUGUAAAACAGAGCCAACGAUUAUAACGUAUGUAUAUCCCUCUUAUUAUUUUUUUAUAAGAAUAUCUUUGUGUACAAAAGUUCUAUUUCUGCUUAUCUUUACUUGUAAUUAACCUGCUUGCUAAAUAAUAAAAUUGUUAAUUUUCUCUUUUAUCUUUUAUUUUGUCAAAUAGUAAGUAUUCUAAUCAGGUUGUUGUGAAUUUACAGGAGCAUAAUGUGAUAUUUUGUUUGUUUAACGUUCCGAUAAAAAUAAGCUUUCGUAAUUAAUUACAAAUAUUUGUGUAAUUAUUAUUUUCGGUCACUUUACAUCUGUACUCAACUUGUAUUAUAAAAAUAAUUUCUUUAAAAAUACAGCAUAAAAUUA
This is a messenger RNA of Schistosoma intercalatum, 1821 nucleotides long. Lineage: Eukaryota; Metazoa; Platyhelminthes; Trematoda; Strigeidida; Schistosomatidae. The record is from the annotation of a GenBank genome assembly.